UUUUUUAGAAAUUAUCUAUUACUGAUAGUAUUUGAUUUUUCGAAUUGUAAAAUUAUUGAAAAGGUGUGUUAUAAAUAUACUUUACUUGAUUACUUCUUUUCUUAAAAGCUGUCAACAACAAUGGGUAGAAAUUCUAAAUCACGAGAACGUUCUAAAGGCUUGGGUUCACAUUCAAUAAUAAGCAUUCAGAAAAGGGAAAAUUUCAAAAAGAAAACCAGGAAAUCAAGGAGGAAAAUUAAGAAACUGUUCGAAGAACUUCGUAACGAAUCAUCUACUUCCGUUAGUUCGUCAAACUGUACUGUAAUAGAAGUUGAUACUAAUAGUCCUGAAGUAUUGAGUACAAAUACUGAUAUUCAUAACAAACCAAUAAGUCAGAAAGGCAAUCCUAUCAUUAUAGGUGAUGAUGAUCUAGUUAUUAAUAAUGAACCGUGCCCCUUACAAUGUUCUACGCCUCUGUCACAUAGUAAACAUAUAAUAAAAAACAAUAAUAAAACCAGUGAAUCUGGAUUAAAUAAUAAUUCAUUACAAAGUUUCAAAGCAGAUGUAGAAAAUUUAACCAAAGAAAUUAAUAGAGAUUCCUAUUUAACGAUAGACCUCACUACUGAUAGUCUACAGAAUACGAGUGGCCAGUCACACUGCAAUACAGUCAUAGAUUUAGUUAAUGUAUCUGAUAUACAAGAUUGUACAGUUGUUAACGAUAGCCUUUCCAUGAGCGGUGACUCAGAUGUAACAGUGCUAAAUACAAAGAGAAAGAAUACAAGACUUAAUAAUAAACAAAUGCAAAAAUUUGCAAACGGAAUUGCAAAUUUAGAUUCCUCGGAAAGAGGGAAGCUUCUAGAAUAUAUUGCAAAGAAAAUUUUUAAUGAAUCCAAGGGACCCGACAGUUCAACAAACAGCCUGCAUAGUGUAAAGAAUGGUGUAAAUCGUGCGACAGAAACAGCAGAAGAUACGUAUAUCAAAGAAGUGAUCCUCGGCCAGGCCAGUUCUAGAAAUAGCAUAGGCAGUAACAUAUAUAAUCCAGAGAGAGAUAUUAAAAAUAAAACAGGCUUAAGAAUGAUUGUUAUUGAUGGGAGUAAUGUUGCAAUGCAGCAUACAAAGGGAAGAAUCUUCUCAGUCAAAGGUCUAAAAAUAUGUAUAGACUACUUCCUUCGACGUGGUCAUGUGGUUAAAGCAUUUGUGCCCCAAUUUAGGUGUAAAUAUGGCAAGAGUACAGACGGCAAACUACUUGAUCAACUGGAAAGACAAGGUUUAGUAGUGUACACACCGUCGAGGGAAAUACAGGGAAAGAUGAUCACCUCAUAUGAUGACAGGUACAUUGUACAGUGUGCAGCAGAAUUCGACGGAGUCAUUGUAUCCGGUGAUAACUACAGGGACCUAUUGACAGAGAAUCCAAGAUGGCGGCACGUUAUUGAAUACAGAUUAUUACAAUUCACAUGGGUCGGUGAUAUGAUAAUGUUCCCGAGAGACCCAUUAGGAAGAAGCGGACCUACGUUGGAACAAUUCCUAAAACACCAGUAUCCUUCAGUGCUAUGAAGCCGAAAACUUUAAAAUUGUUGCAUUAAUUAUUAUAUAUGUACCUAUCAACAAUAAUAGUAUAUAUUUUCGACAUUGUUGUAAAGUAUGCGUAUACAAAUAUGUAAAUAUAAUAUAAAAUUUGUAUUAAUAUAAUGUAUAA
Molecule: messenger RNA, 1675 nt
Organism: Vanessa tameamea
Lineage: Eukaryota; Metazoa; Arthropoda; Insecta; Lepidoptera; Nymphalidae
Exons: 6
Coding region: 121-1533 (470 amino acids)
Cellular component (GO): nucleus; cytoplasmic ribonucleoprotein granule
Molecular function (GO): RNA endonuclease activity; mRNA binding
Source: RefSeq, a predicted model, not a curated record